AUGGGGUGCCCGAGAAUCGAGUUGCCUGAAUCGGACCUCCGAACCAUUCGUCAUCGCCUGCCUGCAAAGCCCACACUCCUGAAUCAAUUGUCGCCUCGCCUCGUCAUCCACCCUCGUAUCUAUCUUCAAUGCGCAGCCUUUCCCUUCUUUGCAUCCGUCCAGAACACAGAUACGUCAAGCUUGGUACCGAGAUGGAGAGGUCACCAGCUCUUCUCCUACGAAGAAGCCACUUUUCCUUCACCCAUUGGUCAUUCUGUGCUGUCUUCCAUCGUCUCAGGCUUCCACGUCUGCUACCGGAAAAUCAAUGAUUCAUCAAUAUCGUAAAACGCCAUCUGAUAUUCAACGUCCCUCACCAAUACAAUAUUGCAUGUACCGUCCCCGUUUCAGCUUCACCAACCAAGCUCGGCAACGCAUCCAGAACCAUACAGACUACCGCCCACGUGGGGUACUGUACGCACCGGCAUCAACCCCCCUCGCCGCAAGACUAGCC
Messenger RNA from Periconia digitata, 490 nucleotides. The record is from the annotation of a GenBank genome assembly. Lineage: Eukaryota; Fungi; Ascomycota; Dothideomycetes; Pleosporales; Periconiaceae.